AUGAGGCCCUCCACCAGCGCUGCCAAGCGGCAGCGGAAGGCGGUGCCGCUCGGCGACGUCACCAACCUCCUCCGCCCCGAGACCCCGACCCCGAUCAAGCCCCGAAGGACUGCACGCCGGCCCCUCCCGGCGCCCUCCGACGCCUCCGCUGUCUCCUCCACCUGCUCCUCCUCCGCCUCGGUCACGCCGGCACUCAAGCCAUAUUCCUCCGCGUCGGCCAGGCCCGCGCCCGAGCCUUCCUCCUCCGCCCCGGUCACGCCCGCGCCCCAACCGUCGUCCUCCGCCACGGUCACGGCCGCGCCCAAGCCGUCCUCCACCGCCUCGGCCACGCCCGCGCUCGAGCCGUCCUCCGCCACCACGGUCACGCCCGCGCCCAAGCCGUCCUUCGCCGCCGUCCUCGACGAGGUGGGGAGCGUUUUCGAAUCGCCGACCAUCUGCACGGUUUACGCGAGGCGCAGGACUACCGAGGCUGAGGCUGAGGCCGAGGGACGGAUCAACCCCACCAUCACCAACAAGGGCAAGGAACCUGUCGGUGCUGCGGCAAGUUGCCCGCCUCUUGGAAAAUCCACGAAGAAUAUCAGGAAAAAGGAUACUCGGCCCAUCUCUUCGUCAGCUACUUGUCGUGAAGCUAAAAAGGAACGCCCCCUGGCAAGGACACCCAAGUUACCAGAAGAAUUUGUCAAGAAGCAGAGAGCAUACUUUGCAGAUGUGGAUGCCUUUGAACUGGCGGAGGAGGAAGUAUCAGAAUCUGAGCUGGAGUGA
Miscanthus lutarioriparius is the source of this 762-nucleotide messenger RNA. NCBI's taxonomy places the organism in Eukaryota, Viridiplantae, Streptophyta, Magnoliopsida, Poales, Poaceae. The record is from the annotation of a GenBank genome assembly.